Xyrauchen texanus (razorback sucker) is the source of this 1637-nucleotide messenger RNA. RefSeq lists its product as uncharacterized. The record is from RefSeq and is a predicted model, not a curated record. Bases 375 to 1088 code for a protein of 237 amino acids. Lineage: Eukaryota; Metazoa; Chordata; Actinopteri; Cypriniformes; Catostomidae. The transcript has 5 exons.
UGAAUAAUAGAAACCCUUCAAUCAAGCUAAAUUUGAACUUAAAGGCUUUAGUAAAUGCUAUAGCAUAGUCUGUAGAACAAUUUUUUUAAUUUAUUUAUGAAGUGAAAUAUUAAAAGAUGUUGCUUUGUAACUCUUUUGUAAACUUUUUCCCAGUGAACUCAAGUGAAUAGCUGUUUUUCAUAUGAUGACCGGAUGUGUUGCUAUUAGUAUUUCUACUUCUGAUUUUCAAUGGAUUUUUAACACGGAACCAAGUGAAACUUGAAACUCUCUGUGGUUUUCAUGUAGUUAUGGGAAGAUUAUAGUGCUGUUACAUUUCUUAACAUUACAUCUCCUUAUUGAAAGACGGAUGUGCAUGCUGCCAUUUUUAUUCUACAAUGGCUUUAAGAUGGAUGCUCGUAUUCCUUCUUCUUAUAGACAGCACAGUGUCCAGCUCUGAAGACACACUGUUUGUGCAGACAGGAGGAUCUGUUACACUGGAUAUACAGAAACAGGAACUACCAGAGUUUGAUAAUUUAGCCUGGAUGAAUGAGAAAUCAGACAAUAUAUUCAGAUAUUUUCCCAAAUAUAUAGCAUCUGAAAAAGAAAAACCUCACCCUUCCUACAAGAACAGAGCGGAUUUCAAUACUGAAACUUUUUCUCUGACAUUGAAGAACAUGCAGAAGACAGACAGUGGAGUUUACACAGCCAGUGCAAGUGGACUCUCAAACAUAAUUGUGGCGAAUCACAGAGUAUCUGUUAUGGAUCCAGUGGAAGCUCCUGUCCUAUCUGAAAACAUCUGUAGCUUUACAUGUAAAGGACAUAAUUUUACAAUCAGCUCCACUUACAAUAACAGCUGUUUUCAAGAGGAAUCAUCUGGAAACUAUAAUCUAAGGUUGUAUUGCAGUGGUGACUUUAUCAUCUGUAACCAUAGCAACCCCGUCAGCUGGAUGAAUGAUACAAAGAAAGUUAACGAAUCCUGCACUAAUAAAGACACAAGAAGCACUGGACAGCAAUCUGAGUAUAUCUCUUGGUUAAUUCCCCUUAUUGUCGUAUUGGCUUUGAUUGUGAUCGGGGUCUUCUGUUUCUAUAGGAAUAAAAAAGUGUGCUAACACGGCAACCUCCACCACCACCAGUUGUGUCCCGUCCUGCAUGGGGGUAGGCUCCUUGCCCCUGCCUCCUAUCUCCAGCAGGAUAUGACUGUUCCAAGUACAAUUUCUUUGGACCGCCAGACGGGGCCUACGCCAAAGAGAGACAUUACUUUUCUGUUUUAUAUUCAUCAAAUAAAUGCCAUCUUAAAUUUCACUCAAGUCUCACAGACUUCCAGAUAGAAAUGAAGUGCUCUAAUUGAACCAUUUAAAAUAAUGUUAUUGUAACUGAUCAGAUUAGGAAGUGACCUCUAACCAUCAUAGCUAAAAUUGUAAUUAUUCAAAGGGAUAUUAAAGGUUAAUUUAAACUCUGUUUCUAUGUACACAGCAUCUGUGGCAUGAUGUCAAUUAAGUCAAAAGUUUUAACCAAAUUCACAGCUUGUUUGUUACAAGAAACAACAUUUCUUGGAACCAUUAUAAUGAAACCAUUUAUUUAGGUGCUUUAACACAAAUACAAUACAAGAUUAAUUCUGAUUUUAAAAUAUCACCUGCUUUUCUAUGGAGGACAAAACA